Dendronephthya gigantea is the source of this 2007-nucleotide messenger RNA. RefSeq lists its product as uncharacterized. The coding region runs from base 205 to 2007 and encodes 600 amino acids. NCBI's taxonomy places the organism in Eukaryota, Metazoa, Cnidaria, Anthozoa, Malacalcyonacea, Nephtheidae. The transcript is spliced from 3 exons. The record is from RefSeq and is a predicted model, not a curated record.
GUAUGGUGAGCACAUCACAUCACUGUCAUCAGACAUAAUUUUCCUCUAAACCAAGAUUGCUGUUUGAACGCAAAUUUUGUGUCGGUUUAAGGCUACAAAGCCUUUUUUAUAUUCAAUUGUUGGGCACUUUUAUUCGAUGCCAAUGGUAAUUUGAUGGAAGGUAGGAAGUGAAAAAUACCAAGGAAUUCUUCAAACGGUUAAAAGAUGGAAGUGUUGAGAAAACGUCGGUCCUCGACAGAAGUUCAAGAAUUAAUGAAUGCCGUUAGAAGUGAUUACGAAUUCUUCUCUGCGUUUGAAAAGCCAUUACAAAACGUCCCUUCAGCAAAACGGCAAUGCAGCCCGAGUGACGACCUAAUCAAAUACGCCGUUGUAAAACCAAAACCCAGAUUUGCACAAGAAUAUAAUUUGCCUGAACCCAUAACUAGAAAAUAUUCCGAAAAUAUUUCCACGACUGAUGGCUACAAAACGUUAGCGGCCCAUGCCAACAUUCCUCACCAAAACCGAAGCAAGAGUCUAUCCUGUGAACAAUCACAUGAAUCACGAAUAUCACUUAAAAACCCGCAUUUUAGACGUUUAGAAAGGUCACGUGAACAAAGAGAAUCAUUAUUUGACGACAAUUUUGAUGUACAUGACCAAAAUAGAAUUUCAGCAAGUAAAGAAGAACAGAUUUUUCAAAAAAUAUCACCAGAUUUCUGGGCCAGCCAAAACGAAAAGAAAUCCUUACUUUAUAAAAGCCCAUUUACUUCGAAGACAUCCAUUUCAGGGCGUCAGCCACUUCCAAACGGCGAUCUUUGGCCAGAGGUGGGUGACCCCGGGGAACUAAUUUGCCUUUCAUCAGAACCGAUAUUCCGAAACGCUGAUGACCUGGUUGCUAGGAAACGAAGAAUGACACGUCACAUCUCUACGGGGUUGGAAACUUUGGUUAAAACCCGAGACAAAAUCCCGCCACUAUUGGUACGAGUUGAUACAAACACCUCACGAUCAGAGGAGAGUCCAACUUCACGAUGCAGUGGAAAACGUUUCCGCGAUUUUUGCCUGAACGAACCUAUGGAUUACGAGCAGUGCAGUAAAAUCCAACGAACAGAUUGGGAGAAAGAGAAGAGAACAGUGGAAAUGGCUAAAAAGGCUCAUUCAACUGUGGAAUUGACUAAGAGUGACUCAGAAGAUGAUCUUGUGAUCGUUGACUCACCAACAAACUCAAGUUCCAGCCAAUUAUCUUACAAACACAGUCCAACGAAACAGAAGGCUCAAGAUGUGACUGAUGUACAAGCCAAUGAGAAACCAGAUAAGAGCAAAGAAAUUGUGCCAAUGAAACAAAAGAGCGAAGGCGAGAAGGGCCAAAUGAGUUUGGGUCCGGCUGAUGAACUUUGGCCAGAUUACGUCAUAACUCGAGUUGGUAGCUUAUUAUGGUUAGAUAAAGAGAUCGUUUAUCCCAUAACCUUGGACGAAAUGCGUCGUCGAAUUCAAGACCCGGAGAAUUUCUCUUUUCAAAUGCUUAUCGCAUACGUCCGUCACUCGAGAGCAAAAGGAAGGCAAUUUCUUGAUUACUGGAAAUGCCAGCCAAGCGGAAGGACAUCUCGGCCAAACGUUCUUUCCAAGCUUUGUGAAGCGGAUGCCAAAGAGUUGGUUAAGGGAAUACAAAAAGUGAACGAGGAAUAUUUUCCACGAGAUACUUUGGCAAAGAAUAUUUCAUGUGACAUUAUCCAAGAGAAAGGGAGCAGUUUAACGGAGAAAAAGAAUGAAGGGGAAAAGAGGCCUAAAGAUUUCACUCUUCGCGAAAAAGUGAAAGCUAUUGAAAAUUCAAGAUCCUUGUUUAAAAUACUCGAAAAAACACUGAACAGCACCCAGGAAGAUGAAAGAUUCAACACCUUCAAUGUUGCCUCCCAUAAUGCCGGUGUGGAAAACAUAAAGAACAGCCUUAGAUUUCUUGACAGUAUUUUUGAGCGAAUCCAGAGUUAUGUUAAAGGCAACGGCAGCAGCAACAAGCUACCGGCUCUUGAACUGUAG